Molecule: messenger RNA, 2257 nt
Organism: Gorilla gorilla gorilla (western lowland gorilla)
Lineage: Eukaryota; Metazoa; Chordata; Mammalia; Primates; Hominidae
Gene: EXD1
Product: exonuclease 3'-5' domain containing 1
Exons: 12
Coding region: 402-2120 (572 amino acids)
Biological process (GO): nucleobase-containing compound metabolic process; piRNA processing
Cellular component (GO): PET complex
Molecular function (GO): 3'-5' exonuclease activity; nucleic acid binding
Source: RefSeq, a predicted model, not a curated record
UCCUCCCGGCCGCAGGGGGCGCUGGGGAGCCGGCUUCGGGGCCGCGUGCUGGUUGGCUCCUCGGGAAACAGACGAGACUGGACGUUGGGCCGGGCGGGCGUCGCCUCUGCGGCGUGUGUCCCCGGCGUCGCGGACCUUUCUCCAGGUUUUCAGCCUGUGAUUUGAUAACCGCCGCCGGGUGGCGUGGAGCGUCCCGAGACUUCUUCCUUCAUUGCAGCCCCUCUUCUUUUAGUUCUAGACUGAAGUUCGAGGAACGCACCACUUGGCUGAAAUUAGGAUCCAGAUUUCCCAAACUUGCUUCGGAGGAAAAAGCCCUAACGAUGGAGGACAGUGAAUUCCUAGCUUAUGUGUUUGGAUGCUUAAAGAAGAUUAUUUGAAGACGGCUUUUGGAAUCAAUUAGCAUGGACCCCAGCAGUGACUACCAUUUCCUCAGCCAGAUUUUGUGGAAGAGGGUGAAACUCACAUUGGUCUGUGGUGUCUUCGAGGGUGUGCUUCAGCAUGUUGACCCUAAUAAGAUUGUUGUCCUGAAGAAAGUGAAGAAUAUGGAGACAGGUCGAAGUGUCCCAGGAGUGAAGUUGUUUUUUGGGCAUGAGAUUGUGAAUGUGGAACUACUAGAUGAAGUGGAACAAGGCUCAGUGAGAGCAAAAGCAUCUUCUGUUAGUCUACAUGCAGAAAGAACCUGGAUGGAGAAAAUGAAAGUUGAAGACCUAAAUGUAUGUGAGCCUGCUCCUCCUGCCCCUGAAGCACCAACUACCUCUCUGCUGAAUGACCUCAAGUACAGCCCAUCAGAGGAAGAGGAGGUGACAUACACAGUCAUUAAUCAAUUUCAGCAGAAGUUUGGUGCUGCGAUACUCCAUAUCAAGAAGCAGAAUGUCCUGAGUGUGGCAGCAGAAGGAGCGAAUGUAUGUCGCCAUGGCAAACUGUGCUGGCUGCAGGUGGCCACAAAUUGCCGAGUUUACUUAUUUGACAUUUUCCUUCUGGGAAGUCGAGCUUUCCACAAUGGACUUCAGAUGAUACUAGAAGACAAGAGAAUUUUGAAGGUUAUCCAUGAUUGUCGUUGGCUUUCUGAUUGCCUCUCUCAUCAGUAUGGAAUUUUGCUGAAUAAUGUCUUUGACACACAGGUAGCAGAUGUACUUCAGUUUUCCAUGGAAACGGGUGGCUAUCUUCCAAACUGCAUCACUACUUUGCAGGAGAGUUUAAUCAAACACCUUCAAGUAGCCCCUAAAUAUCUCUCCUUUCUAGAAAAGAGACAAAAACUAAUUCAGGAAAAUCCAGAAGUAUGGUUCAUCCGACCUGUUUCACCCUCUUUACUGAAAAUUUUGGCCCUGGAAGCUACCUACCUGUUACCCCUUCGCUUGGCACUCCUAGAUGAGAUGAUGUCUGACCUAACCACCCUGGUGGAUGGUUACCUAAACACGUAUCGCGAAGGGUCUGCAGACUGGCUUGGAGGCACUGAGCCUACAUGUAUGGAGCUGCCAGAGGAACUGCUUCAACUCAAGGACUUCCAGAAGCAGCGCAGGGAGAAAGCUGCAAGAGAAUAUAGGGUGAAUGCACAGGGACUCCUGAUAAGGACAGUGCUACAGCCAAAGAAAUUAGUGACAGAGACAGCAGGGAAAGAGGAGAAAGUCAAAGGCUUCUUAUUUGGUAAAAAUUUUAGGAUAGAUAAAGCUCCAAGUUUUACAUCUCAAGACUUUCACGGGGAUGUGAAUUUACUGAAAGAAGAAUCUCUGAAUAAACAAGCUACAAAUCCUCAACAUCUACCUCCCACAGAGGAAGGGGAAACCAGUGAGGAUUCCAGUAACAAACUCAUUUGCACAGAGUCAAAGGGGUCAGAGGACCAGAGAAUAACUCAGAAAGAACACUUUAUGACGCCCAAACAUGAGUUUCAGGCAAGUUUAUCUUUGAAAGAGGAGACAGAACAGUUAUUGAUGGUGGAAAACAAGGAAGAUUUAAAAUGCACAAAACAGGCUAUUUCAAUGUCUUCCUUUCCUCAGGAAACCAGAGUGUCUCCAAGUGACACUUUUUAUCCUAUCAGAAAGGCUGUGGUUUCCACACUCCCUCCCUGUCCAGCCUUGGAGAAGAUCGAUUCCUGGAUAAGUCCUUUUCUAAAUCUGCCCUAGAGAUGGGCAGUUUGUUCUUAAGGCCAUGCAGAUGGCUUAUUUCCUUUGCCAUCAGGGCUUUCCACAGUGCCCAGUUUUCUCAUGUUGUAAAUGUAGUAAUGCUUCAGUCACAGGGGAAAAUUAUAUCCUCUUGCUUA